This is a messenger RNA of Zychaea mexicana, 1053 nucleotides long. RefSeq lists its product as uncharacterized. NCBI's taxonomy places the organism in Eukaryota, Fungi, Mucoromycota, Mucoromycetes, Mucorales, Lichtheimiaceae. The record is from RefSeq and is a predicted model, not a curated record. The coding region runs from base 1 to 1053 and encodes 350 amino acids. Gene Ontology annotation, molecular function: protein-folding chaperone binding. The transcript has 7 exons. Gene Ontology annotation, biological process: protein stabilization.
AUGAAUGCCAAUGAACUCUUGGUGAGAGCCAACGAUGCUUUCUUUGACGACGACUAUGACGAAGCCUUGUCAUUGUACACUCAAGUUAUUGACAACGAACCCGAUAAUGCUGAAGCUCUACUCCGUCGGUGCACUGUCCACCAAAAGUUGAACAAGCUUGACAAUGCUUUGACAGAUGCCAGCAAGGCGGUGGAGAUCUUGAAUGGACCCAAGGGAACGCGAACUCUUCUCGCGCGCGCCAACUUGCAAAAAGGCAUUGUACUGUUCGGAUUGAAGCAAUAUAAGGAAGCCCAACAACACUUUGAGACGGCAAAGUCUUUGAAUCCAAACGAACGUACGUUGACGACGUGGCUCCGCAAGGUUGAGGAUGUGUUACCGCCACCUCCUCCAGUUCCUGUAGUCCCUGCUGUUGCUGCGCAGGAACCCGCUCCCGCACCUGUAGCACAAGCACUAGUUGCUGCCACUCCACAAGGUGUCCGUGCUAGACACGAAUGGUUCCAAAACGAUACCUUUGUCACAAUUGAAGUGUUUAUCAAAAACGUCAAGAAGGAAACCGUGUCAUUAGACUUUUUUGAUAAAUCACUUUCAUUAACCAUCAAGAUGCCGGCUGGAUCCGAAUUCUCAUUGGAACUCGAUCCAUUGGCCCACGAAAUCUUGCCAAAGGAGUCGUCAUUCAAGGUUCUUUCGACCAAGAUCGAAAUUAAGCUGAAGAAGAAGUUCGAGGGUAUCAAGUGGAGUGUAUUAGAAGGCGAUGAUGAUCUUGCUACCACCAUGGCACCAGGCAAUCCAUCAAGUUCGCGUAAGCCAAAGGAUUGGGAUAAGCUUGCACGCGACAUUGAUAAGGACGCAGACAAGCCAGAGGGUGAUGCAGCUUUGAAUACGCUUUUCCAGCAAAUUUACAGUGGUGCGGAUGAGGAUACCAAGCGUGCGAUGAUGAAGAGUUUCGUGGAAAGUAAUGGCACAUGCUUAUCGACCAACUGGUCUGAAGUGGGAGCAAAGCCGGUGGAGACCAAGCCUCCAGAGGGAAUGAUUGCACGGAAGUACGAGGUCUAA